UAACAGCAUGCAUCGGAAGUUACAUAUCGCAACGUGAACCGGAAAAACAGUAAAGGAAUAUCCGGUGACGUCUCAUAACGAGGAGCAGCAGAAAGCAGGAAAUGAUGGAGAGAGUAAAUGCGCAAUAAUUUAGGUAUACAUACCUCACGCUAGUGCUGGAAAAUGUGUUUUCAAGAUCGUCUUCAGAUAAUAUACGGGUGUCUGGGAUGAGGCUAGUUGCUGGGUUGCUAACAACUAAGCUAGCUCUUGCCUUUUCAUGACACUUUAUUAUUAUUUGGGGUGUAAUAUGUAAUAAUAAACUAACGUAAAAACUAAAAUUACCCUAUCGUUAUUUACAGGUAUACGGUAGAGCUGACAGACAAAGUUAAGGUUGUUUAGUUCAUGUUUAACUCGUUAUUUAUGUAAGUUAAUAGUUAAAAAAAAAAAACUUAAAAGUUGAUUGGAGGAAUUGUGUAUGAAACGUAACGUGCAACUGAUAAUUUAUUUACUCUGAUUAAGGUUUAAAAGUCCUGAAAUACAAUUUUAAGAUCCUUUUACAUCACUCCAGUAUUUCCAUUUAAUGCCAAACAAAAAUUAUAUUUUACUUAACACUUUAGUAGCCUAUUAAUAGUGACUAAGUCUUUUUUUUUUUUACUAUCGUAAGUAAAAGAUCAGCUGUUUGGCUUAGAAUAAGCACUAAGGGGAAGUGUGGUUUACCCUUUUUUAUUGCUUCCCUCAGAUCUGCUAUCUUUAAUGCAGUGCUUCUCAAACCCUGGGCUGUGGAUGUGGAUAACCAGGUGAAAAAUAUAAAACAAAAUUAAGGUGAACUAGAAUAUAAUAUGAUUUUUUUUUUAAGUUAAUGAUUGAUAAAACUGUGGGGCGUUUGGUACGAACCUUCUUAAAGUGGGGCAUGCCAGAGAAAAGUUGAAACCUGGUUCGAUAAGUUAGCUGCUCCAUCUGUGAAAAUGUGGAGCACCUGUACAGCACUAGUCUUUGCUCUGGUGGCAGCAUCUAGCUUCACACCUGCAUAUGUCCUGGAGUUGUGCCAAAAUAUAAGUCCUGAGUGUCACAGUGACCACAACACCGCAUCAAACAGCCAAUCGUCAUCGCACACUGUGAAGUCCAAGUGGACCUUGAAUGCUUCAAGCCUCAUGCACGACCUCAACCAGUUCAGAGUCUCCUGCAAGAAGCUAUUGGAGGCACUCCCAAUCGACAAAGAUGAUGGCAACUUUGUUCGUACUGUGAAGAACUGCAUAUUUUCCAAGUCCAUUCCAACCCCACUGAAAGGUCCAUUGAGGUUGACAGCAGCGUCUAAGGAUGUCAUCGAGGGGAUCUUAGAUUUAGAUGCGUCAGUGACUCGGUCAGGUGAUUUUCUGCAUUAUGCGAGUGGUGGCAGACUACUGCCGGGGUCUGUGCCACUUGCUCACAGAUAUGGAGGUCAUCAGUUUGGCUACUGGGCAGGCCAGCUGGGUGAUGGUCGAGCUCAUUUCCUUGGUCAGUAUUCAAACAAAAAGGGAGAGGUAUGGGAACUCCAGCUUAAAGGAUCUGGAAAAACACCAUAUUCAAGGUCAGGAGAUGGUCGUGCUGUAAUCCGGUCUUCUGUCAGGGAGUUCCUGUGCAGUGAAGCGAUGCAUUUCCUGGGUGUUCCCACCAGCAGGGCUGCCAGUCUGAUUGUCAGUGAGGAGCCAGUGUUGAGGGAUCAGUUCUACAGUGGAAAUGUGAAAGCAGAGAGAGGAGCUGUUGUUCUGCGAUUGGCCAAGUCAUGGUUUCGGAUUGGAUCCUUAGAAAUUUUGUCUCAAAGUGGAGAAAUAAAUCUUCUGAGAAAGCUGUUGAACUUUGUGAUAGACGAACAUUUUCCUUUUAUAAAUCCAGACAACCCAGAAAAAUAUUUGGUGUUUUUUUCCACAGUUGUAAAUGAAACGGCACAUCUGAUUGCCCAGUGGAUGUCAGUCGGUUUUGCACAUGGUGUGUGCAACACAGACAACUUCAGUCUUCUUUCUAUCACCAUCGACUACGGACCCUUUGGCUUUAUGGAGUCAUAUAACCCCAAUUUUAUCCCCAACACAUCUGAUGAUGAAGGCAGGUACAGCAUUGGUGCUCAGGCAAAUGUUGGCCUCUUCAAUCUAGAGAAACUCUCGGUGGCUCUGAUUCCUGUGCUUACACAGACACAACAGAAACAGUAAGAAUACCACAACAUCACUUUGUCUC
This is a messenger RNA of Neolamprologus brichardi, 2187 nucleotides long. NCBI's taxonomy places the organism in Eukaryota, Metazoa, Chordata, Actinopteri, Cichliformes, Cichlidae. The record is from RefSeq and is a predicted model, not a curated record.